AUGCGAUCUCAGUCUCACCAGAGUGGAAACUGUCCAACUCGCUCUUUAUCUCAAACAUCGACCACCACUAGUUCCUCCCGCAGCACACAACGCUCCGACGAGAAGAAGUAUUUUAGACUGUCGUACCCCAUCACCGCGAAGCUCCAGCAGAAACGAUUCAAGUCGAAGUCUCCUACACCAAUCACUAUCCCCCGAAGCCAUCAAUCGAUGGCUCAACCUCAAGACAUUCCACGGAGCAACGCCGAUGCCUCCUAUUUUGAUCAAGACCACUACAGCGGAUCAGCAGAUAUGAGUGCCGACAAUGGCUCACCCCGCUCUUUCAAGGGGGAAUUUCCUAUCAAGCGAUCUGCCUCUCCGACUCACAGGCAUAGCGAUGACUACCGUCGCUACACCGGAACCGUCAACCAUUAUGGACGUCACUCCAAUGACUGGCUUUUCGGCGGCUUUAGUGUCCGUGACACCGUUCGCGAUGGCAUUGAGAAGCUUCGCCACCACGACAAGGAGAGCUGA
Molecule: messenger RNA, 510 nt
Organism: Penicillium chermesinum
Lineage: Eukaryota; Fungi; Ascomycota; Eurotiomycetes; Eurotiales; Aspergillaceae
Exons: 1
Coding region: 1-510 (169 amino acids)
Source: RefSeq, a predicted model, not a curated record